AUGAAUUAUCCCCACAUAUACGAGCAGUCGGUCCACACGGCGCUGGAGGACAUCAAACGCAUCCUCGAAACGAACCGGAAACCACUUUACGCCGCGGACGUCCCGCACACCUACACCGACAACGCUCAUGUCACCUGCCUCGACCUGCUCGGCUGGAAAGAUGACUCGGAGGCCUGGCGCGUAGCGAGGGAAUGGUGCGCUACGUCGGAGGCGGAGCGUAUGGGAGUAGUGAUGAGGUUCGAGUCGGAGGAGCAUUGUGACUUUUCGAGAGAGCGCGAACGUGUGGUCGAGGGCCCUGUGAGCGACUUUACAUCUGUGACUGGGGCGGCGGCGGUGCUCGGCAACGAUAACAAAAACAACCACAGCAAUAACGACGGAAAUAGUAGCAAUAGAGCGGUCGACACAUUUCUCCUGCAUAGCCAGCACAAAGUCGUGACAAGGAUCAAAGAGUACGUCUAUCUCAUCCAUGUGCGGUACCGCCUGUCCCUCUUGUUUGGGCUCAAAAACGCGACGGCAGAUGCACAACAGCGAGUGGUGAUAUUGGGAGAUGUGGAACGCAGCAGAGAGAUGGUUUCGACCGUCAAGAAUGUGCCCCGAAUUCCGCUUUCACGCGUGAGGGAUCCCGCAGAUGUGGACGACACGUUUAUGUUGUCACAGUUGUCCGGAGACGACACCGAGCCUUUCCAGUUCCGGAUCGAUAGGACGGACCCAGAGUGUGUUACCCCGCGGCGUAACCCGGCCAUCAACAAGGCCAUUGCCUACUUUUAUUCCUUCUUGUCUUGGGCCACUCAAGUACGCAAUUACUUUCUGUAUGGCCUGGCGGAACUAGUCGAUUGGACCCAAGUGAAUUUGGCAGCACUGACGGAUCAUGACACCUUUGUCCCCGUCGUCCCCCUUUUCGAAAAGCGGACUGACAGCCCCAGCGUCCUGCUGUCGCCCUUCGACCUCGGUCGCUUCUUAGCAGAGCAGAAACAAACCCUAAAUGAACGUUUCGCCAUGGUCGACAGUGCCAUUCCGGAUGGGAAAAUCAUCACGGCAGUGGAAGGAAAGCUGAUUGUCAUGGUCAACCACGCCACGACACUCUCGAGCAUUUUCGUGCGGUCCAUAUCCGGAACCUUUGAAGACCACAAGAGCCCCGUCAUGUACGUUCCCAUCAACGCCGCCACCAAGAUUCCGUUCUCUGGCAAACGCACCCUGCACGCCUGCCUGUUCCAUCACUUUUCCGAUUCGGGACGUUUCGGGCCCGCCAGCCGCAUCGUAUCCCCCACCGAAUUCGAGCCGCAGGGUGCCCUUAUCGUAAAAAACAAGGACGAUCUGGACAUUCCGCUCAACCUCGAGCUGAUCCCGACCGCGCAGGAAUUCAACGACGCGAUCGAAUCGCUCUCGCUUGAGCAGCAGACCUUUGCGAAAGCGGUACGCGCCCUCCAGCUCCAGGCCACGUUGUUCGCCAUCUGCCACAUCGACAUCAAACCGCAGCUGGAAUCACUCUUCAAUCUGCCCUCUGACGCACCCACGAAGGAGAUCAAGCUUACGCAGGAUUUGAUGCAGCUCUUCAUAGAGCACCAGAUCCCGAGUGAUCUGCUGCGGUUUGAGGAGGAGAACCCCCCGGCGGAAACCACCACCCUGACGGCUCGGUUGGCGGCCGUGAAGGCGUACACCGCCAACAUCUUCGCCAUGAUAAAGAUUGCGGGGCAGGAGGAGAUCGAAAGCGCCAAAGCGAAAGCACAGCAAACUGUGUAUGGCAGUUUCUCUCCUGGCAGCCCAGCCUACUCUAUUACCAGCGCAAACUACUCUCCUAACAGUGCAUGCUACUCUCCUACAGAAGGGCUUGGAAGCGCCACGAGGUCUGCUGCCCCUGCAGGCCUUUUCGGCAGCAGCAGCGGUGUUUUACGAGCCGCUCCGCCUCCUGCUGCCACAGGUCCUAUGGUCCCCGAGCCUAUAAAAUUGAAAUCUAAGGUGGCCACUGGCGCGGUUGGCAUGGCGGCACAAGGUGCGCCGGAGGCCAUGUUUGCGUCCGGCAUGCCAGAAACCCAACCCAUCGCGUCUUCGCAAGAGCAGCGUCAACCCACGCCCCCGCGCCCGUCCACCGAAGACGACGGUGGGGCCGACGACGACAUUGAGAACUCCACACCGGAAUCAGACCCCCGGUUCCACUUCAUGCGCUUCCCGACGACCCUGGACACACGUCUCCGGGCGUUGGCUUCCAAAGACGCCAUCCGCCCCACCAUCCUCUCCCUCGGCGAGGCAUGGACACGCCACCGCGCGGCCUCCAUUCUGCAACGCGUAACGAAAUCUCAGCUCGACCCAAAUACGCAACGCAUGGAACGGGAAGCGGCGUUCGACCUCCUAGACGCACUUUCCAGAUCGGGGACCGUCCCCCUCCACCACGCGCAUUUGCAUUUCAUUUGCGCCGCGACGCAUGCGCUCGAUAUGACCCUGCUGGACACGGUCGUGCAGAAGAACGUAAAUCCCUUCAAGAGAGUCCGAGACUCGGCGUUGGUCAUGGCUGCUACCGUUGCUGGCAUCCCGGAAGCAGAAGCCGAAACGCUGUGCUGUAAUCCGCCAAAAAAGGCCUUGAAAGCGAAAUGA
Fimicolochytrium jonesii is the source of this 2589-nucleotide messenger RNA. RefSeq lists its product as uncharacterized. The record is from RefSeq and is a predicted model, not a curated record. The coding region runs from base 1 to 2589 and encodes 862 amino acids. The transcript is spliced from 4 exons. Lineage: Eukaryota; Fungi; Chytridiomycota; Chytridiomycetes; Spizellomycetales; Powellomycetaceae.